Messenger RNA from Metschnikowia bicuspidata var. bicuspidata NRRL YB-4993, 1869 nucleotides. RefSeq names its product putative electron-transferring-flavoprotein dehydrogenase. Gene Ontology annotation, biological process: electron transport chain. Gene Ontology annotation, molecular function: iron-sulfur cluster binding; electron-transferring-flavoprotein dehydrogenase activity. NCBI's taxonomy places the organism in Eukaryota, Fungi, Ascomycota, Pichiomycetes, Serinales, Metschnikowiaceae. Gene Ontology annotation, cellular component: mitochondrial inner membrane. Bases 1 to 1869 code for a protein of 622 amino acids. The record is from RefSeq and is a predicted model, not a curated record. The transcript is spliced from 2 exons.
AUGUCGAUGAUUUCUCGAGCUCGCAGUGUCUGCAGACCAGUUGGAUCAGCCUCGAUUUCGUCUAGAUCGUUUUCUACGAUCUGUCAGCUCAGGAAAGAGAUCCCUUUCAAUAAUCUUUCGGAAGAGGAUCAGGCAACUCUUACCGAGGAGCGAGCCACAGACAAUGUCGAUGUGUGUAUCGUGGGUGGAGGUCCAGCUGGGCUCGCCACGGCAAUCAAGUUGAAGCAGUUGGAUAACGAGGAAGGCAGCGGCGACUUGCGCGUCGUUUUAUUAGAGAAGGCGGCUGAUUUCGGUGCACACAUGGUGAGUGGUGCAGUGAUUGAGCCACGUGCUCUCCGGGAACUUUUUCCUGAGCUGGAGCACUAUGACGAGUCCGGAAAUGGCAUCCCAUUGCCUUCCGAUAUCGUCACAUUGGCACUGCAUGACGAGAUCAAGUUCUUGACGGAAAGUUUUGCCUUUGGCUUGCCGGAGCCACCCCAGAUGAAGAACGAGGGGAAAAACUACAUCGUGUCCUUGAACCAAACGGUUCAGUACCUCGCGGAACGGGCCGAAGAAUUGGGCGUGGAGAUGUACCCUGGCAUUUCGGUGAGCGAACUCAUUUUUGGCGAGAACGGCGCAGUAAAAGGGGUGGCCACUAAGGACAUGGGUGUUGGCCGAAACGGCGCUCCCAAACUGUCGUUCGAAAGAGGCAUGGAGUUUCAUGCGAGACAGACGGUGUUGGCGGAGGGAUGCCACGGGUCGCUUUCAAAGAAAGCCAUUGCCAAGUUUGAUUUGCGUGCCAACUCGGAUCCUCAGACCUACGGGUUGGGCAUCAAGGAAGUGUGGCGCGUGCGCGAGGAGAACUUCCAGAGCGGAUUUGUGGGCCAUUCUUUGGGCUUCCCGCUUUCUUUGGAUGUCUAUGGUGGAGGAUUCAUGUACCACUUUGGCGAUGGGCUCGUUGCCGUGGGAUUGGUCGUGGGGCUCGACUACGCCAACCCAUACGUGUCACCGUACCAGGAAUUCCAGAAGAUGAAAACACAUCCGUACUACGCCAGCGUGUUGGAGGGAGGCGAAUGCGUUUCAUAUGCUGCUCGGGCGUUGAAUGAAGGCGGCUACCAGUCGAUUCCGAAAUUGCACUUCCCAGGUGGUCUUUUGGUCGGAUGCUCCGCCGGGUUCAUCAACCUCCCCAAGAUCAAAGGCACGCACACGGCGAUGAAGUCUGGAAUUGUGGCUGCCGAGUCGAUUUUCGGCCACUUGAGAGAGUUGGAGGUUGUGGAUGAGGAAACCGACAUGGAGGCCCAAGUCUUCGACAUGAAGGACUACGAGGAAAGCUUCAAGCAGUCGUGGGCGUACGAGGAGCUCUAUGAGGUGAGAAAUAUCCGGCCUGCGUUCAACGCUUUGCCCGGCCGUCUCGGCUUUUUUAGCGGAAUGGCCCAGUCGGGCCUCACCACCAUGAUCGCCCAGGGCAAAGAAGGCUGGACGCUUUCCACAAGCCACACGGAUGCGGAAGCAACGCAGGACGCGUCCAAUUUCCAGCCCAUCUCGUAUCCAAAGCCCGACGGCAAGCUCACGUUUGAUAUCCUCACCUCCGUGUCAAGAACCGCCACAUACCACCAGGAGGACGAGCCUUGCCACUUGAGAAUUCCUGACCAGGACCACCAGAAACACGCGGCGAUCUCGUGGCCCAAGUACAAGGGUGUCGAGCUGCGGUUCUGCCCAGCAGGCGUCUACGAGUACAUCGAGGACGACAGCGAGCCUUUGGGCGUGAAGUUCAACAUCAACAGCCAGAACUGCAUCCACUGUAAGACGUGUGACAUCAAGGUGCCCACUCAGGACAUUAACUGGGAGGUUCCCGAGGGUGGCGAUGGGCCCAAGUAUUACAUGAGCUGA